Messenger RNA from Caenorhabditis auriculariae, 8249 nucleotides. The record is from the annotation of a GenBank genome assembly. Lineage: Eukaryota; Metazoa; Nematoda; Chromadorea; Rhabditida; Rhabditidae.
AUGACAGGUUUAUGCGAAUUAAAAAUGGAAAAAAUUUUUUUUUUCAAGGCGACGAUUUUUUGGAUGUUUUGAAUGCUUCUGCACUGGCAUUCGCUUUAAAACUGAUCAAAGAUGAGAAAAAAGGUCCGUUUUUUAAAGUUUUUACUUUGAGUUUUUUGAAAAAUCGCAUUAUUAAGGUUUGAAAAAUGUUUUUGAAGGCUUUAAAAAAAUUUGUUUAGUUGAAAAAUUUUUCAAAAUCUUAAGGCGACGAAAAUUUUAAGUUUAGAAUUCUUUGAGGUUUAGCUGAAUUUCUAUUUCAAGGGGUCGCUAAGUUUGAGGUUAUUAAUACCAAAAAUUCAAUUAUUGAUGAUUUUUAGAAUAUAUACAUAUAUAUCAAAAGUAUAAAAGUUAAAAACGUGAAAAGAGAAAAAAGGAUUAAGAUCCCAAGGUUAAUUUACGUUUCUCGAACUAUGGUUAUCUUUUAAUUUCAUUAUUUCUCCAAUUUGCUGAUUUUUGCUGUUGGCACUUCUAUAUUCUAUUCAUUUUGUUUCUUCUAAAAAUAGACUAUAUAACGACUGCUUUUUUUCUCUAUCAAAGUUUUUCAUUUCUUGACAUGACUUUCACUAAAAAAAUUAUUUGAAUUUUUCGUGACUUUCUGUAUUUUUUUGAUUUUUUUAACUUAAAUUUAUUAAAAAAACGUCAAAAAAAUAAACAAAUAAUAUUGCUACAUGUGCAAAGUGUCACGUUAACGUCAGAGAGAAGCGGUUUGCGAUUAAACGAGAAUUAAAACUCACUAAAAAAAUAAACAAUUGAUUGAAAUAAUAAAUAGAUCACGUGGAAGAUUAGACCAAGGAAAUAGUAUAAAAGGCUCUGAUUUGGCAGAUUGCCAUUCAACGUCUCGACACCGCCUCUGCCCCCACCUUCGCCUGCUUCUUCCGAGGGAGCCCCCGCGACUUGCCCGCGACUUCUCCUGUCUUAUCCUGAUUGCCGCUUUUAUAUAAGUUUGUGUGUACGUGUAUACGGAAAACGGUUGUAGAACUGUGAAGACUUUUAUUGACUUUGAGGAUGAAGCAGGAGAAGUAGCAGCCUACAUGCCCCUCGGAAGAAGCAGGCGAAGGUGGGGUAAUAUGAUCGACACUCUGCAGAAUCAGACCCUUAGGUAGGCUGGAUCCCACCCCGGGGUGCGCGCCCUAUCCCCACAAAAUGCCAAAAUGCGUCUUCUAUGUUAAAGCCGCGUAGACCGCCUUGCCAUUUCUUUGUCGCUGCCUAAAGCGCCAGGGGCCAGAACCGGGAUGGCAAAAAAAGCCUGUGCAAGAAAAGAACACGAAAAAACUGGGAUUCUCAAUGAAGCUUCCAGAUUUGAAAGUUACUUGAAAUUUCUGAUGGUGCGCGGAAAUUUAUACUCUCAGCGGAUCCCUGACCAUAAAUCUGAAACUCCGCUCAAAGAAAGGAAAAAUUUAGCAGCACUCUACAAAACAUUUAACUGGACAUCAUAAACACCCUUCUUCUUCUCCUUUUUCCUACGCCUUUGUACCGCGGCAUCGGCGCCCCAAGUCGAUUAGCCGAGGUCCUAUCCUGAUAUUAAGAAUAAUCAGUGAACUGAGUGACAUAUCCUUUCUUGUGUGUGACGGCUGGGGAUUUGAAGCCGUGGUUUUCCACUACCAACAUUUCUUAAACCUCUUGGUUGGGUCGGGGAUCAAACUUGUGACCCUGCGGACCGUAGACAGGCACAUACAGUACCGCUCAAAAGUGUAUUAAGUUUUGGUUUUUUGAGGAUAUCUCAGCGAGUACUUAUCCGAUUUAUAUAUAACUUUCAGGAAUAAUGUAAAAAUAUACUUUGAAACAUAUACGGUAUACAAAUACAUGUCCGCAAUCACUGUGACGCGUUUUAGGAAUUUUUUUUGAAUUCAAUUUUUGUUUUUUUAUGCUUUUUAUUUUUUUAUUUAUUUUUUUAUUAAAUUUUUUUAAAAAGUAAUAAUGUUGCCAUAUGUUUUUUUUCAUGUUUUCAGACAUGGGAAGAACCUCUGGAAAAAGGAUUUGACUGAUAACGGCAAAAGAGCCAUCGUUGUGGGUCGUCAAAAUGGACUGACCAUGAUGACGCUGGCAGGAAUGUUCGGCGUGACAAAGGCGGGCAUUUCUCAGUUCCUAAAGCGUCAGAAAGCUCAAGAUGGCUCUACUAACAGCCAACGCACUGGAAGACCACGUGUCACUGAUGGUAAUGACGAUAGAAACAUUUUGAAGACGUCUAGAACCCAAUCCAAGACUCACCGCCCCUGCGAUCAGACGGGAAGUUUUCUUGAAUUCGCCAUCUCCGCCAUCCGUCUGGUCUGUGAAACGACGUCUGAAUGCUGCUGGAAUCAUGGGAAGACGUCCAGUGAAAAAACCGCUGAUUUCUGAAAAGAAUCGAGCCGCCAGGGUGAAGUGGGCGAAGGAGCAUCUCAACUGGACCCGUCAAGACUGGAACAAGAUUCUGUGGUCCGACGAAACGGUCUUCCACCAUGUUUUACAGUAAGUAAUUGGUGUUGCGGAUGAUAUCUGGACCCAAUUGGUCUACGAACCCAAUGAAUUCCGUCACUUCCGAAGAGGAGGAACUUGCUUUCGUCGGACCACAGAAUCUUGUUUUUCAUGUUUUUUUGGAAAACAUGAAAAAAACUUAUGGUAACAUUAUUACUUUUAAAAAAAUUUAAUAAAAAAAUAAAUAAAAAAAUAAAAGCAUAAAAAAACAAAAAUUGAAUUCAAAAAAAUUCCUAAAACGCGUCACAGUGAUUGCGGACAUGUAUUUGUAUACCGAAUAUGUUUCAAAGUAUAUUUUACAUUAUUCCUGAAAGUUAUAUAUAAAUCGGAUAAGUACUCGCUGAGAUAUCCUCAAAAAAACCAAAAACUUAAUACACUUUUUGAGCGGUACUGUAUCCUGCUGCGCUACCCAGAUGGACAUCAUGAAAACUGAAAAUUACAAAAAAAUAAUAAUGGAAAAGUUGCGAAACCAAAAAUUGAUGAAAAAUGAACUAAAAUGACAAUUUUCGCCCAAAUUUUGCAACGUUGUAUUAUACGCCAUCGACACAUUAUGACGCGGCUCAUUCCAUCUCAGAGGCCUGAUGUUUCUGGGCGUAAGGCGGGCAUCUUGCGCCCGGGAGUGCCCUCAUUUCUUUCACAUCUGUUUCCCUGGUCUAAUCUUUCACUUGAUCUAUUUUCAUUUGGCGAGUUAUACAUACUCAACAUAUUUCAAUAAUAACAAAAAAAAAUUCAAUCAAAUUCAGAUGCGCUCGAAGACAAGCCACAAUUUGAAGCCACUAUAACUGGUUAAAAAAUCCAAUUUUUUUCAAAUAGAUAUUAUUUUUUGUAGGAGAUCAGUACUACAAGGCGGCGCUACUCGCGUUUUCUCUUCAUUUAUUUGAGAAAAAGUCAGAAUCUUCCGUCGUUUCGGAGCGUUGCGAUACGAUUUCUUUGGCUUCGUGUUUGAAAAUAAAAUGAAUGGAAUAUAUUCAUUAUUUGUUUCAGGUGAUCUGACCAAGGGAUUGUAUGGCAUUGCCAAAAUGGGUGAGUUCCGGAAAACUGUCUCAAAACGUUUUAGAUAUCUUCUUCGUUUUUGAAUUUUUUCGGUUACUUUUGAAGAGUGAUUCACAUGAAUAUAUUGUUUUGCUUGAAAAGGUCCUUUACUCAUGAAAUUCGUAUUCUCAAGGUAUCACUGCAGGUGGAGUUCCAGGCUUCCUUUUUUUCAGGCUUUUGGAACCUGUUUAAUUUUUUUUUCUCAUCACUUAUUUGGAACUUAUUUGGAAAAGAAAGAUCCGGUAUGAAAAUAAACAGUCCUUUAGUUUAGAACUUCUUCUUUCAGUUUUUUAGUUUCGAAAAAUAAAAACGAGUUAAUAAAACAUUCAUAAGAUGAGCAAAUUUGAAUAUCCUCUCAUGAAGUGACAAUAUUGAAGGCAUAUUAUUCAAAAUCUGGCUCUUCGCUAUGUUAUUUUCAUUUCCUCAAAAUACCAUAGCACAAAUUUUCGAACGAAAUUACAUUAUUCAUCAUUAUUUUCAGAACAUCUGACUUAUUCCGAAUUGCCGCAAGAUACUCAAACCCAAGGAUGCGAGGAUAAUAUGAGCUUGCCGGAAACGAAAAGUUUAGGCUCCUUAAAAGGUUCAACCGGUUUUUCGAAGCUAUGGUCGCACGGGGAAUGGUUUGAUCCAUAUUCUGUUGCUUUAGAACAUCCGAUGAAAAUUUUGGUUCGAGUCUCGACGCUUUUAACCAUUCCAAAUGCCACCACUCAAAAAAUAAUAAUAAUAAUAAACUUGAUGACGGGGUUAAGAAAGCGAAUCGGAGGAGUUGACCGAUUUCGAGAUGGAUUCUGAUGAGGAGGGAUCACAAGAAGAAGAAGAAGAAGAAAAAUAUACGAAGCAACUUUUGUCGAUUCCCAGUAAGGAGAUGCUCAAAAAAGGCGCGAAAGUCGUGAAACAGGUAGUGUUUACAGUGAAUAUUGACUGAUAGAAAAAGAGCUAUUAAUUGUCGUUCUACUUUGAAAAUUCGAAAAAAGGAGUUUCAGACAGAGUUUUCCGAUAUUCCGGUAUUAACCUUUGUAGAAGAGUUCUCUGUUCAACUUCAAAAACUUUUAGAAAAGUCAAAAAAAUGGCUGUGAACAGAUUGUAUUCAAUUUCAAUUUUUCCAAGUGUUUUUUUUUUGAAAAUGGAAAAUUGAGAAUUAAUUAUUAGUUGACUUCCUUUUAUCAAGGUUAUUUGUUCUCUUCUCCUUAUUUAAUAGGAUUUCACUCUUUUUUCGAAUCUAGUCCAUUUUUGAGCUUGCAGGACUCGAAUCUGAUCGCACUUCUAUCAUUCGAUCCCAGAGCCCGCAAACAGUUCCCUUUCAGACUCAAAUGGCGGGAACUUAUUGAAGAACAAAUCGAACUUUUGAGGUUUUUUCUGAAUCUUUGGGAAUACCUAAAGAACUAUUGAUUUUUCCUGCGAGUUUUCAUGAAUACAAUUGGGGAAGUUAGAAGACGAAAAACAGCUUCUGCAAUAUUUAAAUGCCGGCGUUAGUGUUUUGGACGCAUACACACCGACUCACACUUGCACGAUUUCUUUCAGAAAAAAAUUUUUUCGCAUUUUUGAGAAAAAGAAGCAAAUUUAAGAGAGAAAUGACAAAAAAUGACUUCUUACCUGCUUCUAGGAAACUUCGUCUGUUUAAUGUUUUUAAAUCCUUUUCAUUUACCUAAAAAGGUCGCAAGGAAGAGAUUUGACGAAGAAAGCACAAAUGAAGUUUCUGAGAGGGAAAAAUGAUUUUUUUUUCAGAAAAAAACAUGAAAUAGGGGAACUAGUAGUAUUCGAAAGAUAUACAUGAAAAAGCUAAUUUUAAUGAAGCUAUCGUGAUUCAGGAAAAAUCAAACAAUAGUUUUUCCGUUUCUGCAAAAUGAUUUUAGCAAAAAACAAGCAUUUUUAACUUUCAUCAUAUGAAUAAUUUAUUCACUAAAAAACCCAACUUUCUGGCCGUUAAAAUUGAAUUUCUCGUAAAUUGUUUUGUCUUUUUUUUUUGGAAUGUUUCUGGAUUUUCAUUUUUUCAGAUACUCAUAGUUUCACUGUUUCCAACCAAAAUAUCUACCCUUCUAAGAUUUUAUUUAAGUUUUCAUCCGCAAAUCUUUUCUUUUCUGAAAUUUCUUAGAGGAGAAAGGGUUUAAAGAUGAGAAUAUUUUAUCUCGCGCAGCCGUUUCGGGUCCCAAAAAUGGACGGCUUAGAGGGAGACCCAUCGUCAGCAUUUUACCCUCUUGCUUUAAAUCAAAAAAAGAUAUAAAAAAAGUUUUUUUAAGCUAUUACACCUAGGCGCAGUUUUAAAUUAAUAAAGUUUGGGAAAUUGAAAAGGAAAAAGGAAAAAAACUGAGAAAUGAAGGGGGAAGAGAAAGGAAAAAGAAAAAAAGUAGGGAAUGUAGUCAUAUAUAUAUAUCAAUAAUUCAGAGAAGUCAAGACUUCGAACUUCUCAACAUAUGUCUCCAUUUCACAAUUCCGAGAUUAUUUCCAUAUCAUUGGAUGGGAAUGUGCCGUGUUCAGGGUUGAAAAAAAAAAACUAAAGCUCAAAAAAAGAAAGAAAAUUUAGAUCAGAAAUCCGUUAGCUCAAGAUGGAUUCCUGCAUUUCGCAGUGAAUACAAUGCAACUUUAUGAAAGUUUCCUGGCCAUGGAAAUUACGGUAACUGUUUUUGAAUAUUUCUUCGAGUUUAUGUGUCUGUAAAGAGUUCCAAAAUAGAUAUUUUGGUUUAUUCGAAAAAUAAUACUACUGUAGUUUUUUUUGCUUUGAAUCAAAAUUUGAACUGAGAACACGAAUUUUUCAAUAAGAAAUCGCCAGUUUUAUACCCAAGGGGGGCGUGGCCUGCCUGCGCUCUCUACAAGCCAGGCACUGUUUUCUUUUCGUGUCAGGACCCAUUUUUCGAUGGCUCAAGUCAGCCGUGGACUAGCUUUAAGAUGAGAACCGGAAAUGAAGCUUUAACACAGUUUUUUUAAUUGGAGAAGGAUUUCUCUACUUUUUUUAGACCGUUAAAAAGAGAAAAAGAAAAAUUAAAAUUGUAUUUUAUGUCGAUUAGAAAUUAGAAAAAAACAGUUAGUAUUUUUUUCAUGCAAACCUUGGGUUUUAGACCUUUUUUUAAAAAUACAGAAGUCAUUCUGGAAUAUCUAAUUUUGAUAGGGAUUUUUUUGGAGCAAAAAAAAUUUUUUGUUAAUUUAAGCUGUUGUCAUUUUUUUUCAUUGAACUUUUGCGCUUUGCAUUCUCAAAGUAAGUUUUUUUAAAAUCAUUUUUUUAUCGAUUUUUGACUUCAUGUGUGAAUUUUUACAUUAGAACUUUGAAAAAAAGAAUAAUUUUUACAAAAAUCUCAGGAAAUCGCCUCAUAUCCCUCGCAAGCACUGCAAUAUGUUCUCGUCAAAUUUCUCUACUGCCCAGAUAUUUUCUAUGCGAGUUCAACUGAGUGGCUUCAAACCAAAGAGGUUAUUCCUGAUUGGUUAAAGGUGGUGAAUUGAUUUGAAAAUUUGAAGGUCCUGGAAAAAAUGCUGUCGUCUUUGACGAUCAUGGACGUGCUGCUGAACUUGCUCGCCACGAUUUCGGACGUCUUGCAGAAGUUUGUGAAGAAUUCUGAUACCAGAGUGGCCCCUAUAGGGACACUCUUAGGGGCACUUGAAGGCUCCCCUCUUGGGACCACUUAAUUUCCUCCUGUAGGGGGCACUAAAGCUCACAAAAGUUGCAACCUUAGGGAUUUUAGUUAGUGGCCACUCUAGGGGAGCAUGCUAGUCGUUUAUGAAUUGUAUGAGAAGAAGUAUUUCCAUGCGGAAAUCUCAAUGAAUCAGCGUUUUUUGAAUGAAAAAAUGUCAAUAGUUGAUUGAUCUAUCACGCUUUAUUAAAUACGUCCUUCUCAUUUUCAAACCCGAUCAAAAAGUUUGACUUCUAUAGGGACCACUUCAGCUUUAAAGGCCGACGGCCUAGAUCCCAGAGAGAGACUACCUUAAUUUUACAGAGGCUUCUGGGCCAGACCCUAAACUUCUAUGAAGACUAUAAUUUUUUCCCCUCCAGGGGUCACUAUUUUUUCAUGUAGGGCUAUUUCCCUGACCCCUCUAGGGACCAUUCUAGCAAGAAAGCCCCGAGAUACCUUCUGAAAAAGUUUCGACGAGCUUUUACUCGGUUGUCUGUGGCGUUGAGCAGAAUUUUAUUUAAUUUUUUUUUGAUUUCCAGCUUUUGCAUCACUAAGGAGAAAGUUUAGCAGAAUUUUAGCAGAAAGUUUAGCUUGGCUGACGCCAGGCUCACUCAUUCCAUGUAUGAGUAUCUUUUGGAAAAAAUUGAAAGACCUCUUUAGGGACCACUUCAACUUUAGGGGCUUCUGGGCCAGACCCUAUACUCCUAUAAAGACUAUAUUAGUUUUUCACCCUCUAUGGAUCACUUUUUUUUUUAAAUGUAGGGCCGUUUCCCUGACCCCUCUAGGGACCACUACAGCAAGAAAGCUCCGAGAUACGCUCUGGAAAAGUUUCGACGAGCUUUUACUCGGUUGUCUGUGGCGUUGAGCAGAAUUUUAUUUAAAUUUUUUUGAUUUUCAGCUUUUGCAUCAAUAGAAAGUGAAGUUUAAAAUAAAAUGAAUCAGUAAAAUUUAACCAUUAUGAAACGAAGUAGUUGCAGAUUCUGCAAGGAGAGGAUCUUGAAGGACGGAUCCUCGCGUGACGACGUCUUCAUCUCCUUCGCUGUCAGUCAACUCCAAUAUUUGUCCCAACUCUGUUCCCACCGCAUGACCCAAGUCUCUAAUCAUUACGAUGGGAUUACUUUUUGA